AUGCAGCUUUGUAAUUUUGAGAGUCAGGAUUCAGAUGACAGGCUGGCCCGGGAAGGCGCCGUGUGGAUCGUGCUGGAUCGCGAGUUGGCUGCUGGGUCAGGCUCCAGGAACCGGACACUCUCGGGUCGUCCAGCAGUCCCGAGUCUCUGGGUAUCCGAUCGUGUCUUCAAUACGGCCCGCUUCAUUGCGCGUGCGAAUCUGAUGAAGGGCUCCCUUGCCUCGAUGAGCUGGUGCGCGAUGUUCGCAACGACGCCGAGCGCAGGGAAUGCGAGCAGCACGGUCAUUGGGGCGAUUGGGGCGCCCACGACGCCGCUUAAGAUGCUGAAGAACACCGCGGAGACCAGGAGCUGGUGUUUUGGAGAAAAACUCAUCUUGGAAAUGGCGCUGGAGGAUUGGCCCGGGUAG
Molecule: messenger RNA, 405 nt
Organism: Clonostachys solani
Lineage: Eukaryota; Fungi; Ascomycota; Sordariomycetes; Hypocreales; Bionectriaceae
Source: the annotation of a GenBank genome assembly